GUCAAGACAUCGCACAUCGAUGUUUUGCCGUUUGCGUGUUUUUAAUAGUUUCGUGAAUUAUUGAAACAUUCUUAAUUUAGAAUCUUGUAAUAUAAACAUCUAACUACCCAUAAAUAAUCUAUUCGUUUAUGUAGUGCUUUUACUCAUAUUGCAAUAAUCCAAAACUGUCUAUAUCAAAACUCUGGUUAUCAAUGCAAGGAUUAAAAUGUUACACUACAAUUUAUUAUUUUUGAUACAGUAAUAGUGCAAGCACAUACGUAAAAUAAAGUUAUAUUCAGAUGGAGUGCCUGAGAUUCAAGCUAGCUUUUGGAAAGACAUAGGAUUUUACAAGAAGGCUUGUUUUAUUGACUAAAAAUGUCGAAGAAUGGCGAAGUGCCGUCAAAUCAAGGACCUAGCAGGCCAUCAAUGCCAAAGCCUGAUUUAAAUUUAUUGCCAACUGAGAAACGUAAAAUACUAAAUUUGCAACUUGAAGGAGGACCAUCCAGUGAUAAUGCGGCUUUUAUGCCAUUUACUUCAACGGCGCCACAAAGAUCGCGAAUGCCAUCAAGAACAAUAAGAGAUGUGCUUCCAGAUAAUACCAGAGAUAGGUGUAGAAUAUAUCCAUCAAUGCAAUCAUCAGGCAAGUUGCAGCUGUCUGCAACUGAAGUAUAUGACUUCACCUCAGAUGAUUUACAGGAUCUAGGAGAAAUAGGCAGAGGUGCAUUCGGAGCAGUUAACAAAAUGGUUCACAGAAAGUCUGGCAAAGUGAUGGCAGUGAAAAGAAUUCGCUCAACUGUUGAUGAAAAGGAGCAGAAACAAUUAUUAAUGGAUCUUGAAGUUGUCAUGAAGAGUAAUGAAUGCCUUUAUAUUGUACAGUUCUAUGGAGCACUAUUUAAAGAAGGUGACUGCUGGAUAUGCAUGGAGUUAAUGGAUACAUCAUUAGACAAAUUCUACAAGUUCAUAUGUGAAAGGAUGCAAACUCGAAUGCCAGAGACAAUAUUGGCAAAAAUCACGCUUGCUACUGUAAAAGCAUUAAAUUAUUUAAAAGAAAAGUUAAAAAUUAUUCACAGGGAUGUAAAACCAUCAAACAUUUUACUAGAUAGAAGAGGUAAUAUAAAAUUAUGUGACUUUGGUAUAUCUGGGAAAUUGGUCGACUCAAUUGCGCGUACUCGGGACGCUGGUUGCAGACCCUAUAUGGCGCCUGAAAGGAUAGAUCCAGGGCGCGCUAGGGGCUACGAUGUGCGAUCUGAUGUUUGGUCAUUAGGUAUAACAUUAAUGGAGGUCGCGACUGGUGCCUUCCCUUAUCCCCGCUGGGGAUCAGUCUUUGAACAGCUUCAACAAGUGGUUCAAGGUGACCCACCACGUCUCACCAAUAAGAAUAAUAUCUUCUCAAGCAAUUUCAUAAAUUUUGUCAAUACUUGCCUAAUAAAGGAAGAAACGCAACGGCCCAAAUAUAAUCGUUUGUUAGAGCAUCCAUUCAUAAAAGGCAUAGAACAGAGCCGGGCCGACGUUGCUGCCUAUGUUUGUGAAAUACUUGAUGCCAUGGAGCGGAAUGGAGUUAGCCCAUUUACCACUGAUCAGCCAGCACAGGCCUGGAUUGAUUAAUAAAUAUUCAAUAGAUUUUAUUUAAUACCACGCGGAAACUUUCGCCAAUAAAGUGGGUUAAAAUAAAUCAAAAACAUGUAGAAUUCUAAUUAUUUUAUGUAAACAACAUGUCAUUUUUAUUACUCAGACAUACCAAAGCGCGAGAAUGAAUAUUUAGUAUAACGCUCUGUCCAUACAAAUUACCUAAAAUAAUGUAAUCUAUGUACAGAGCAUAUACUUGAUCAUUUGGGAAACAAGUACAGUAUAACUUCUGUAUGACAAAUUAAAGUUGGAAUAGUUUCAACUUUGACCCUUAAAUGAUCUUUAAAGUUCAAUACUGUUGUGAAAUACAUACAUAUAAUUAUGAAUAUUUUACUCUAAUGUGUUAAAUAUUGAAUAUACCAUAAACUAGCUUCUCAGUGGUGGCUCAGGAAGGCCAAUUUUUAUAUAUCACUGAUCAAAAUUUAGAAAUUUAUUAUAAGGUUCACAUUAAUAUUCAUAAUAUAAGUAAUAAUAAGGUUAGCAUGCCUAAUAUUAAAUAGAAGCAGAGUUCAAAUUCACUAUUUUAUACCAUUUUAAUUGUAGAUUAGUCACUGGAGUUGUAGAAAGUUUAUUAACAUUAAAGCAAAACACAGCACUUGCAAAUUAUAUUUCUAAAUUAAUUUAUAUAUAAAACAAUUGUAGUGUAAAUAUAAGAUUGUUUUAAGGGUUUGUUAUAAAGUACGAGCAAACUGUUUGUGGAGUGUAAUGAAGGUUUCAAUUAAGGUAUAAAUUUGAUAUAAAAUUAAUUGUACAGACAUUUCAUACUUAAAAUUAUGCUUUGGAACAUUUAUUAAAGGUUACACUCAUCUAAACCUAUAUCAUUGCUAUGAAUGGAUUUGGUAUAAACCACUAAGCCACAGAAUAGGUAUUCUGUGCCUUAGUGUUUAAUAGAUAUUACCCAGAGUGCCUAGAUUGAUUCUGGGUACAGUUGUUUGGGUUAAAAGCAACAUUCAUAAAAAAAUAUAGAUAUUUAUUAAAGUAGUUUCCGAAGUAAGCAAUACCAUAUAAUUUUCAGUGAGAUUCAGUUAAGUCAUCUUUCAUCAAUUUAAUAUACACAAAGAUUUUUCAUAGAUAAAAAUGAUAUUGUCCCAAUCAAUUGUGAGUUGGUGAUUUUAACUUAAAAUGAGAAAAAAAUAUGCAUUAAUUAACUAGUUAUGUACAUUCAAUUUCAUACAUAAACAAAGUACAUCUGAAAUAACUUAUAAGUUAUUUCAGAUCCAUUUCGGGUAUUAUAUUUAUUUACCUAAUUAAGAAUAAUAUCCAAAUUCUGUAUUAAUUUUUAUUUAUUUUAGUAAUUUUAAGCCAGCAAUCAAUCUCAAAUAUUUACCUACUUAAAAAAUAUUAGAAUUCUUAAAUACAACCUGAU
Pieris rapae (cabbage white) is the source of this 2971-nucleotide messenger RNA. RefSeq names its product dual specificity mitogen-activated protein kinase kinase 4 (gene Mkk4). Gene Ontology annotation, biological process: MAPK cascade; protein phosphorylation. The transcript is spliced from 8 exons. Lineage: Eukaryota; Metazoa; Arthropoda; Insecta; Lepidoptera; Pieridae. Bases 355 to 1584 code for a protein of 409 amino acids. Gene Ontology annotation, molecular function: ATP binding; JUN kinase kinase activity. The record is from RefSeq and is a predicted model, not a curated record.